UAAUAAAUCUUUUGAUACGAUAAAGGGAUUGGAACAAGAUGCACAAAUGCAACAAGAGAAAUAUUCAGAGCUGCAAUGUGAACAUUUACAGUCAAAUCAAGUUAUGAAACAAAAAGAAAUAGUGAUUGAAGAUUUGAAAGCACAAAUUUAUAAUGCCAAAUUGAAGGUAGCAGAAGCGUGUCAUAUAACUGAGGCAGCACUAAUUGAAAAGGACGCAGCUUUGCACAGAGAAAAAACAACGCAAGAGGAAAUGACGAAAUUAACUACAACAUUAUCUGAGAUUGUACAGGAAUCCCAAAAUAAAAUCACAAAUGAAAUAAACGCUGUGAAAAAUACUUACAGCGAUAAAAUUUGUAAAUUAGAAACUCAUUUGAAAAAAACUAAAGAUGAUUUAGAAGCAAAGAAAUUGGAAUUGAGAAAGUUCAGGAAGAUGGAAGCCGAUUUACGAGUAAAAUUGAAACAAGCCAAUACCGUUGACAAAACGGCUACGAUUAUGAAACUUGAAGAAGCUUAUAGUAAAUUACAAAUAUCGGAAUGCAAAAAGCAACAAUUGUUGGAAGAAGUGGACAGUUUAAAAGUUACAAUUGAACAAGUAACGCGAAGUAAUGAAAUAAUAUUAAAUAAUAAAGAAAUGGAGAAACGAAUGCUGGAAGCUAAAAUACGAAACGUUCAAAAUGAAUUGGAAGUAAGUCACCUGAAAUUGGGACAAUUCGGUAUUAAAGUGGAAGAAUUGAAUGAAAAAGUUAAAAGUAUUGACGUUCAUAUGCACCAUGAAUAUGAAUUGAAGCAGUCACAAUCUGAUCGACUUCUAACUGAAAAACUUUCAGAAAUAGAAGCAAACAACGCGAAAACGAAUAAAGAACUGAUGGAGCAAUUGCAAAGCCAAAUCGAUCUGAAUCAUAAAUGGAAAAGAGAAGUGAAGGACGUAACCGAGAAAAUGGAAAAGAGAAUGGAAGAACUAAGGAAAGAGAUAUUGAAUGUAAAGAAAAGCAAACGGAAAUUGGAAGCGCAAUUAAGUGAAGCAGAGAAGAAAUGUAAUGAGUAUAAGGGUCAUUUAUUCAAGUUAUGUAAUGAAUUUAAUGAUAUUGCUGAAGAAGCAAAAUAG
Molecule: messenger RNA, 1105 nt
Organism: Nicrophorus vespilloides
Lineage: Eukaryota; Metazoa; Arthropoda; Insecta; Coleoptera; Silphidae
Product: restin homolog
Exons: 3
Coding region: 47-1105 (352 amino acids)
Biological process (GO): cilium assembly; clustering of voltage-gated sodium channels
Cellular component (GO): centriole
Source: RefSeq, a predicted model, not a curated record